Messenger RNA from Metopolophium dirhodum (rose-grain aphid), 3041 nucleotides. RefSeq lists its product as uncharacterized. Lineage: Eukaryota; Metazoa; Arthropoda; Insecta; Hemiptera; Aphididae. The transcript has 2 exons. Bases 691 to 2871 code for a protein of 726 amino acids. The record is from RefSeq and is a predicted model, not a curated record.
UGGAUUAACCAUGGCAGGACGUUAGCUUACAGGUCUAUGAUGCACUGACAGUAUACAUUGUAUAAUCUGCUGAUACGACUCAAUAGUACUAAUAAUUAUUAUGUCGAAAAAUAUCCUUAAUAUGGCUCAAGAACGUGGUCUAUAGUCUGUCACUACAAUAGUACAAUAAUUUACAAAAUUGCUACGACCUAAAAGGAUUGAAAAUCGUAAACAAUUAAAACUGUCAUCAUUUAGUACCAGCUAUUAAUAUGAUAAUAGCUACAUACCCAGUGCGUAUUAUAUUAUUAUUGUUACCGAGUAAAAUCGCCGAUAAAAUGAAUAUUUUUAUAACCGUUAUCUGUGUGUAAAACCAAUAUUAUUCUAUAUGUUUAGACAUGGAAAUUGUUGAUAAAGAGUGAAGUGCGGGGUACGCGUUGCACACCAUAUCGCGUAGUUGCGUAUUUUCUUUUUAGUUAUUAUUUAUUAUUCCAUGUCUUGCACUAUUUUCAACUAAUUUGUCUACAACUGUCGUCUGGUACGGAAUACGGAUUAUUGUAUUAAUACGACGAAAACCGUUUACGCCGUUGUUACGCUUCAGAUUUGCUUCCGUGUUAUUGCCGAUUUCACUGUUGAUAUACUAGCUGUUACGACUGUCGACUGUACGUAUUAUUAACUUCUUGUCUUUGUCACUAUACUGUCAUUAAUCUAAGUAUGUCAAACAAUAAAAAUAUUAGUAGGUCUACUAAACGUAGACGAUUUUUGGAGGAUCUGGAAAUGGUAGAUUAUCUGUAUGACAAUGAUAAAAAUGUAGAAUGUGAACUACAACCAAGUACAUCAUAUGAAGUAGAUUAUAAUUUAGCCAAUGAAAAUACUAAUUUAUCCGUAUCAAAUGCCAAUAAACUAUUUACCGACAUUAAAUUACCAGGUAGUCCAAUCUCAUGUGAUGGGUUUUCAAUUAAUUCUUUAAAUGAAGCAGAUAAUGAAUUUGAAAAUGAUUUAUUUUCUUCAGAUUCUGAUUUUGACGAGGAUUUUGAUACAAAUGAUCAACUUAAAAUUAGUUGUUCGUUUGAUAUGUAUGAGGACGAAGAUUGUAUUUUAAAAUCAUUAGCAAAAUGGGCAGUAGCUCAUAACAUCACUCUCAAUUCUUUGUCUUCAUUACUGAAAGUAUUAAAAUGUCAUAAAUGUUUUAAAGAUAUCCCAGUUGAUGCUAGAACUGUAUUAAAAACAGAUAAACCUAAUCAAUGUAAUGAUAUUCAAAUUGUGUCACCUGGUUUAUAUUACCAUUUUGGGGUUUCUAAUGGCUUAAAUUCUCUUGGUGAUAUGCUGGUGCAUUUUGAUGAUGUAAUUAAAAUUGUAAUAGGAAUUGACGGAUUACCCCUUACAAAAAGUUCCUCAAGUACAUUUUGGCCAAUUUUAGGAUAUGCUCGAUACCCAGCUAUUAAUCCUUAUAGUCAACAUAAUAUAUUUAUUAUAGGGUUGUACUGGGGAAAAGAAAAACCUCAAUCUUGUAAUGAUUAUUUAAAAUAUUUGGUGUCUGAACUUAAAGAUUUGUAUACAAAUGGCAUGCAAACAAAGUUUGGUAAAAAAAUUGUGAUAGUUGAUACUUUUUGUUGUGACUGCCCCGCUAAGAGUUUCAUUUUAUCUGUAAAAGGACACGCUGGUUAUUCAUCCUGUAUAAGAUGUAGAAUAGAAGGAGAACGUAUAAACAAUACAACAUGUUUUUUGGAAACCAACUUUUCUAAAAGAACUCAUUCGGAUUUCUUAAAUCGUGUGGAUGAUGAUCACCAUAUCACUUCUACUGUUUCUAUACUUACUGAAAUACCAGGUAUAAAUAUAGUUGAAGAUUUCAGUCUUGACUAUAUGCAUUUGGUAUGUUUGGGGGUUAUGAAAAAGAUGCUAUUACUCUGGUUAGGUGUAUCAAAAAAUGCUCCUGUCAAUGUCCGUAUUCCAAGUCGAAGUGUUAACAAUAUUUCAAAGCAUUUAUUGUUAUUGAAUACCUUAGUACCGAGUGAUUUUUCAAGAAAAUGUAGAGGGUUAAAUGAAAUUUGCCGGUUUAAAGCAACUGAGUUUAGAUUAUUUUUAUUAUAUACAGGACCUGUGGUCUUAAAAGAUAUUUUAAAUAAUGAAUGUUAUUUUCAUUUUUUGUGUUUGCACAUCAGUUUUAGGGUUCUCUUAUGUCCUGGUAGUUCUGACAAGUUAGUGAAUUUCAGUGAAAAACUUAUUAAAUACUUUGUUGAAAAUUUUAGUAAAAUAUAUGGUCCUCAGUUUAUUUCUCAUAAUGUGCAUGGAUUAUUGCACAUUGUUGACGAUUAUAAAAAAUUUAAGUCGCUUGAAGAGUGUUCAUGUUUUCCUUUUGAGAAUUACAUGAAAGUUUUAAAAAAAAUGGUCCGAAAGCAUGAAAAACCACUUGAACAAGUUAUUAAACGUUACCAUGAAUCUUUAUUCUUUAACCAACCAAUUGUUUUGAAUUCUCAAAAAAAAAUAAUUUAUAAAAAACCUUACAGUUAUGGACCUUCAGUAUUUGAGCACUUAACCGUUCCACAUUUCCAGAUAGUUUUUAAAAAUAAUAUUAAAAUAAAUAUUAAGUCUUCAUCUGACAGCUAUAUUGGGUUCACAGAUGAAACAGGUCUUAAAAUUUUUAAGGUUUUUAAUAUAUGUCGUGAUUCUAUGACAGAAAAAAAUGUUUUUGUAGUUAAGCAUUUUGAAACUAUUGGCAUUUUUUUUGAUAAACCCAUCAGUAGUCUUAAAUUAGGUAUUGCUGUGGUGAACAAUUUAUCAGAAUUUUAUUCCACCAUAGACAUUGAGAAUACUGAAUUCGUAAAAUAUAUGAUAUUGACUAGUAAUAGUAAUGUAAAUGUUGCAUACCCUAUUUUACAUUCAUUUAAUGUUUGAAUUACUGACAGUUUAUUGAUAUAUAUGUUAAUACAUUUUUUUGUACCUGUUUAUUAUUUAAUAUUUAUUUUUUAUUGUUUAUAUAUUUUAUUAUUAUAUUAAUUUAUGUUAGUCAUUUAUUGUAAUUGUAUUUAAUAGUGUGUAUGUUUUGGUAUAGUGUAAAAUAAAGA